UUAGUAGUUUUUUUUUUUUUCAUGAUAAAAGUAUUUUGUAAAUUGUAAAAAUCGUGUGGAUAAAUAUUUUGAUCUUUAUCAUUUUCUGCUUUCGACUCGUAGUUCAUACCUCGUGUAAUGAAAAUCCAAAAUAUUAUUUCUCUAUAGAAAUGCAAAUUUAAUCCAUCGACAAUUUUGGUUAGCUCUAAGUGCUUGCACCCUGUUCUUGACAGUCAAUCGUCUUUUAGUAUAUAAUAGAUUACCAAUGGAGGAGUAUUCCAAAGAAAUCUUUUGCUGUUCUCAGUGGAUCAAAAACGAAAAAUUCGAAAAAGUAUGCAUUCAAUUACCGGACUACAUGUUGUGCAAAAGUGUAUUUAUUUCAUCAGAAUUUGAAAGGCUGCUGGAUCGCCGUGUAUAUAUACUUGGCGAUACUUCUUAUGGCAGCUGUUGUGUCGAUGAAACAGCUGCUCAACAUAUAGCUGCUGAUUGUGUUGUUCAUUUUGGACGGUCAUGUCUAACACCAAAUCGUCACCUUCCUGUUUAUUACAUUCUUCCUAAACAGCCCUUAGACUAUAUUCAAUGUGCCAAUUCGAUAAUUAAAACCUUUGAAACUAAAGAAGGACUGGUUUUGGUACUGUAUGAUGUGUCUUAUCAUCAUAUCCGCGACAAUUUGGCCAAAUCAUUAUCAUCUAAUAAGUCGAUAAUAUUAUCUGACUUAGAUUUAAAAAUACACAAUACAACUAGUUAUACUGUACCCGAUGACCGUGAAUAUACAAGCAUAUUUGGAAGACGAUUUCUUAACUUAAAUUACAAAAAUAUUGUUUAUAUAAUUAAUGAUAAUUACAUGAAUAAUGUCGAUAGAUUUAUAUUAGAGAACAAAGAAUGUCAAGUAUAUAUUUAUCAAAAUAAUUGUAAUGUAUUGACACAACGAACUUUAACAUCAGUAAUAAAAAAAAAAAAUUUUAUUAAAGAAAAGAUUAAAGAUUCUACUCAUAUUGGAAUACUCAUAUGCAGUUUAAGCAUCAAAGAUUUAAUCGAGCGUAUUAAUAAAGUUAAAUGUUUAUGCAAAAAGACGAACAAAAAAUGUUAUAUUUUUUCUGUUGGACGUCCUAAUGUUGCCAAAUUAGCUAAUUUUCCAGAAAUCGAAAUAUUUGUGAAUAUUACUUGUGCAGAAGGAGUAAUAGAAAAUCAAAAAGAAUAUUUGCAACCAAUUGUUAAUAUUGAUGACAUUGAAUUAGCUUUGGGAACUGAAAACGCUAGCGAUUCACCAGAUAUAUCUUUAGUAACUAACAAAUUAAGAAACAUUACAAUGCCUAAAGAGGAAAUCGAGUUAUCUUCAGCAUUAAAUUUCAGAAGAGAUAUGUCAUUAUCGAUGGUCACUCAAAAUAGAACAUGGACGGGACUUAAUCCACAUGAUGAACGACCGCCGGUUAUAAUAGCUACAGAAGGAAGAAAAGGCACUCCAAGUUCUGGAUAUAUCACAUCUGAUUCAGAAUAUCGUAGUUAAAGAAAAUUGUUUAUGAAUGUUUUUUCCAAAACAUUAACAUAUUAUUUCUAUUUAGUUAAAGAACACAAUGAAAUAAUAUUGUUCAAAUUAUUGGUAUAGGAUUUGUUAUUAGGCAAUAAUUAUUGAUAAUA
Molecule: messenger RNA, 1617 nt
Organism: Melanaphis sacchari
Lineage: Eukaryota; Metazoa; Arthropoda; Insecta; Hemiptera; Aphididae
Gene: Dph2
Product: 2-(3-amino-3-carboxypropyl)histidine synthase subunit 2
Exons: 7
Coding region: 245-1486 (413 amino acids)
Biological process (GO): protein histidyl modification to diphthamide
Molecular function (GO): 2-(3-amino-3-carboxypropyl)histidine synthase activity
Source: RefSeq, a predicted model, not a curated record